Pimephales promelas (fathead minnow) is the source of this 1147-nucleotide messenger RNA. RefSeq names its product receptor accessory protein 5 (gene reep5). Lineage: Eukaryota; Metazoa; Chordata; Actinopteri; Cypriniformes; Leuciscidae. The record is from RefSeq and is a predicted model, not a curated record.
CGUGACGUCACAACCUCGGCGUGCAAGUCACACUGAACUGAGAACAGCAGGAGUUGAGCUGCUGUUCAUACUAUAUUAAACAAUCACCAAUCCAGACAAAUCAUGGCGUUCGCGCUAAAAGAGCGUUUCGACAAGUUCCUCCGGGAGAAAAAUGUCAUGACGGACGUGCUCUCGAAGAUAGAGGCGAGAACUGGCGUGGACAGGUCCUAUAUCGCUUAUGCUGUCAUCGCGUUCCUUGCAGUCUAUCUGGUGAUCGGAUACGGCGCUUCUCUUCUUUGUAAUCUCAUUGGAUUCGUCUACCCUGCGUAUAUAUCAAUCAAAGCCAUCGAGAGCGCCACUAAAGAGGACGACACCAAAUGGCUGACCUACUGGGUGGUGUACGGUGUGUUCAGCGUCGCCGAGUUCUUCGCUGACAUCUUCCUCUCCUGGUUCCCCUUCUACUUCUUGGGAAAGUGUGUGUUCUUGGUCUGGUGCAUGGCUCCCACCCCCUCCAACGGCUCCGUUCUGCUCUACACAAAAAUCAUCCUCCCCUUCUUCUUAAAGCAUGAAGUCAAGAUUGACAGUGUGAUGAAAGACGUCAAGGAUAAAGCAUCAGAUGCUGCGGACAAGAUUAAAGAAGAAGCCAAGAAAGCCACUGCCAAUCUUAUUUUUGAGGAGAAAAAGAACUACUAAAAGCCACAGCCAUUUCAACUGCGUCUUAUCCCACAGGACGACACCUGCCUGAAUAAAUGUUGCCUUUAUAUGCUCUUAUUUUUAAUUUUUGAAAACUGGAAGUGGCUGAUUAUUGUCUAACUGUCUUUAUACUGUGGUAGCCAUAUUAGAUGACAUCAAUCCUGAGUUAAGAUGGUUAUGGUUAAGCAGGUAAGGCAUUUAUCAUGAAUCACGUUAGAGAAAUUGAGUGACGCUCCCCCCGCAAUGCUUCAGUCUCAGUAAACAUCCGCAUCUUUCCUGUAGACGUCCUUGGCUUCUAUAUAGGUCAUCAAAUGAUUUAUCUUGCUUCUUAUUUAACAUAUUCAUUCUAAGAUGUAUUUAUGCGUGACAAGGUUUUUUGUUUGUAGAAAAUGUCUAUUCUGAGGAUAUCAGUGGAACUGUAAACAUAUGUAUCAUGCAUUUGACAUCAAUUAAACCAUUGAAAUCCACAACUGAU